Messenger RNA from Stegodyphus dumicola, 2847 nucleotides. RefSeq lists its product as uncharacterized. Gene Ontology annotation, molecular function: structural constituent of chitin-based larval cuticle. The record is from RefSeq and is a predicted model, not a curated record. Gene Ontology annotation, cellular component: chitin-based extracellular matrix. Lineage: Eukaryota; Metazoa; Arthropoda; Arachnida; Araneae; Eresidae.
ACAAAACCAUCUUUUCUUCCUCGUAUAUAAAGAAGUAACCUUAUCAUCGCUUCUUUUGAGCUUCAGUUACAGAAGAGGAAGACGUUAUAAAAUUGAGAAUUAAAGUAGAAUUGAGAUAGGAAUUAUACCCAAAACGUAAACUAUGAUUCAUACCGUUUUGCUCUUCAGCCUCCUUUCAUUGGCUUACUCACAAUAUCCCCCGGAGCGUGGGCCCCCUCCUCAACGAGGACCUCCACCCCAAGCUCAAGGACCACCUCCAGAGGUCUAUCAUCCUCGCCCAAGCCAGAAUGCAGUCUAUAAGCCGGCAUCCGUACAUUAUGUUAACAUAGGAGAGGAGUUGGCUGGUGAUUAUAAAUUCGGCUACGAUACUGGGAAAGGAACAUUAGGUCAAAGUUUUCGUGAAGAGACUCGAUUACCUGAUGGCACUGUUCAAGGAGCAUACGGAUAUGUUGAUGAAACCGGGAGACAAAGAAUAGUUAAAUAUACAGCUGGAAAGGAUGGUUUCAAAGCCCAGGGAGAUAUUGGACCAGAAGGUGGUCCAGGAGCAGCCGCUCAAGCAGCCCCUGCUCCUGCUGCAUAUAGGGCUCCACCACCUCAAGCUCCUAGACCAGCUCCACAACCAGCAUAUGCUCCACCACCACAACCUGCCUACAGAGCACCUCCGGCACAACCUGCUUACCGGGCACCCCCAGCGCAACCAGAAUAUGCACCAGAACCUCAAGCGUACGCUCCUCGUCCAAGGCCACGGUCGAGGCCCCAGUCUUACGCGCCACCUCAGCAACAGUAUGCUCCACAGCCUGCCCAUAGGAAUUAUGAGAGUUCACCUGAUUAUGAAGACCCUAACAAUGAUAUAGCUGAAAGGCGCAUUGUUCCAAUAGAUACAUCUUUGUUCAACUAUAAUAUUGGCAUGAAUCAAGGAUCUAGGAGUUAAGCAUCAUAACUUUGGAAAAGUCACUCUGCUGAAGGAAGCUGGUCGAAAAUUAAGUAUUACCAACAUAUGAUUAAAGUAUUACCAACAUAUGAUUGGUUGCACCUGAUCUUUGUUUUAUCUGAAACUCUAUUGGUGCUGUACCUUCUGUGACUGCUGCUCCUAAAACAGAAGAAAUAUCAUAUUAGAAACAUUUUCACUUUGUUUCAGUCAAGGAACUAUUAUGCAAAUUACACAUCUCUCUUCAGUACAUUCUGCUAACAUCCUUGAUUUCAUGUGUCACAUAUUUUUGUCAUCGUUCAUGUACAGUUAGGGAGGCAUUUGUACCUCUUUAAAAUGAGAAUAUUAAUAUCUUAGUUUACAAAUUUCAAUACGCAGUAUUUACAUGCAAGAAAUCAGAAAAUUAAAUUCCCUAGUUGUUAUUUCUUAAGGAUAAAAACUACCAAGUUUCAAUGCAUAAAUCAAAACAAGAUAAUAACUACUAGUUUGCUAACUGGAGCUGAAUGCGACUAACAGUCAGUAUACAAUUGAAAGGAGUAGCGUUCAAAGAACUUUAAAUAUAUUCUAUUACAUGAUCGUAUAACCCGCAUUUUUUUCUUAUUUGUACCUUUCGAUUUAUUAGUUUUUCUCACUUAAUACUCUGUUAAUUAUAUAGUGAUAUUUUAGUCUUUCUACAUCAAUAUAAUAACUAUAUCUGCUUAAAUUUUCCCUUUCUUCCUUUCUAUAAUCUUUUCCCUAUAAUUAUUCUGGAAUCUAUAGUUCAUUGCACCUCGCAAAGACUUAACCAAAACAAGUAUUCACUUCUUCUAAAAAUACUUCUAAAAUAAAUAAAAUACUAUUUUGUUCACUGACGUGGUUUAAAUAUUUUGCACCUUUAAACAUAAUGCAAAUUAUGUUUUAACUACCAAGUUUCAAUGCAUAAAUCAUACCUUUAAACAUAAUUUGCAUUAUGUUUAAAGGUGCAAAAUAUUUAAACCACGUCAGUGAACAAAAUAGUAUUUUAUUUUAGUUAAUAUUUUGCAUAUCGAUUGAUAAACAUGUUUACUAUUAUUUUCUUUGUUAAUUAUUAAACCAAAAAAACCAAAAAAAAAAUCAUUGUCUUUAUUUAUAGAAGACACAUACAUUUAAGAAAUAUAAGAGUCAUAUGAGUAUUUACUUAUGAAAUUGUAUCAGUGUAGUUAAUAGUAAAAACGCUUUUAAAUUUUUGGUAACGUAUUUUAUCCGAUGAUAGUAUUUCUAUCAUCAAUAUUUUAAUAUUUUAGAAUAUAUUAAGAAUGCACGUAUAAGUUCGUAAUUUUACGUGCGGCUGAAAAUUAAAUAACUAAAUUACUGUAAUAAAAUGCAUAUUAAAAGUGAUAAUUUUCGAUAAGAAUCUGAUAUUGCAGAUUAUUAUGGAUGUAGAAUGUAGUAUUUCAUUGUAAUCAUUCAUUUUGCUUAGUUUAAUUCAAUUAUAAUAUUUAUUAUAACACUUGCAUGUAAUUUGUUGGAUAAAAACUCCUGUUAUAUUUCCUGCAAAUUGUGUCAUUGGAUCUCAAUUGAAGAAUGAAGAUUUUUUCGUAUUUUUCCAUUAUCUGUAAAUUAAUUAUCAGAAAAUUAAACUUCUUGUAAAAUCCGUUAUAUUUUACAGGAACCAUCUCUUCAGUAAAGAGGUGCACCUAUUAUGUGAUAAUAUUUUAUGUAAAUUUUUGUGUUGUUGUAAUCAUUAAAAAGUAUUAUAUUAAGGUAGAAUUUUAGGUAUAAAAAUUAUAAAAAUUGGGACUUGCAAUGCUAGUGUAUUGUAAAUAUUUUCAAAACUAAUAUAAGUUUUUGCAAAUAAUGUAAUUUUCUAUAAAUUGUAUAGAAAGUGUGGAGCUGAAUUCAAAUAGAAAGUAUUUCGAACACACUCUUAUCCUUUUGAAAAAUAAAACCUUUCAAAGCAA